AUGGCCGCCGGCAGUGCGCGCAUCGUGAGAUACAUUCUCUUCGCCUUCUUCUUUCUCGCAGUUCUUUACUUCGUAUCCCAUUCCACAUAUGAAGGGGUUCAACUCAAACCCUCUGCAUUCGGAGCUAGCCAAGGUUCCUCAUCGACGAGGCCAGAUAAGUCAUUCGACGAUGUUGGUGGGGCAUCGUCUGGUUGGGGAAGCAAGCCGGAUGGUUCGAUCAACAACGCUCCAGGAUCUACGAAGAGUUCACCAUCAAAGCCCGGCGCAGGAUCCCCGAAACAAUAUGAAGACCUCGCCGAAGCUCCAAUGGCAUUGACACCGUCAGAUCAAGGGUGGAAUGACCUUCUAGGAACCGCCCCUGGCCCUCGUAUGAACGCUACUUUCGUCUCUCUUGCCCGCAACAGCGAUGUGUGGGAAAUUGCUCGUUCUAUUCGCCAAGUCGAAGAUCGCUUCAACCGCCGCUAUAAUUACGAUUGGGUCUUCCUCAAUGACAAGCCAUUCGAUGCGACUUUUAAGAAAGUCACGAGCUCCCUCGUGUCUGGCAAGACUUACUAUGGCGAGAUUCCUCAUGAACAUUGGUCUUUCCCCGAUCACAUCGACCAGGAUAAGGCGCGGAAGGUUCGUGAAGAUAUGGCGCAGCGCAAGAUCAUCUAUGGUGAUUCCGUUAGUUACCGACACAUGUGUCGCUUCGAAUCCGGUUUCUUUUUCCGUCAACCACUCAUGUUGAACUACGAAUGGUACUGGCGAGUCGAGCCCAGUGUUGAGCUUUUCUGCGACGUUCAUUACGACCCCUUCCGUUUCAUGGCCGAGAACAAGAAGAAGUAUAGCUUCGUGCUUAGUCUGUACGAAUACGAGGAGACUAUUCCUACUCUCUGGGAUAGCGUAAAGAAGUUCAUGAAGAAUUACCCCGAACACAUCGCCGAGGGUAACUCUAUGGCUUUCCUCAGUGAUGACGGUGGUGAGAAAUACAACAAAUGUCACUUCUGGUCUAAUUUCGAAGUUGGCAACUUAGAAUGGCUGCGAUCUAAGGCCUAUACCGACUUCUUCGAGUCGCUUGACCAAGAUGGUGGAUUCUUUUACGAGCGAUGGGGUGAUGCACCGGUACACUCCAUCGCCGCUGGCCUGUUAUUGAAGAAAGAAGAAAUCCACUUCUUCAACGAUAUUGCCUAUUACCACGUCCCCUUUACUCACUGUCCAACCGGCGAGAAAACGCGGUUAGAUCUCCGCUGUCACUGCAAUCCGAAGGAAAACUUUGACUGGAAAGGGUACUCUUGCACAGCAAGAUACUUCGAAAUCAACGGGCUUGAUAAGCCGCAGGGUUAUGAGGAGCAACAGGAAUAG
Molecule: messenger RNA, 1341 nt
Organism: Daldinia childiae
Lineage: Eukaryota; Fungi; Ascomycota; Sordariomycetes; Xylariales; Hypoxylaceae
Product: Alpha-1,2 mannosyltransferase KTR1
Exons: 4
Coding region: 1-1341 (446 amino acids)
Biological process (GO): cell wall mannoprotein biosynthetic process; protein O-linked glycosylation; protein N-linked glycosylation
Cellular component (GO): Golgi apparatus; membrane
Molecular function (GO): alpha-1,2-mannosyltransferase activity
Source: RefSeq, a predicted model, not a curated record